Ooceraea biroi (clonal raider ant) is the source of this 1870-nucleotide messenger RNA. RefSeq names its product high-affinity zinc uptake system protein ZnuA. The record is from RefSeq and is a predicted model, not a curated record. NCBI's taxonomy places the organism in Eukaryota, Metazoa, Arthropoda, Insecta, Hymenoptera, Formicidae.
GUGUACAUUAAUGUACUGCGGAACAAAACUGUAGAUAUAGACCUUGCACCCGUUCAAGCGCAAAAAAUUCAUGGUAAAGAGUUAAUAACCCUUAGGUUAUUAACUCUUAUUCUUAAAUAUUCUUAUUCUUAAAUAAGAGUUGGUAAUUGAAAUUCCCUCUACUCGCGGAAUUGAAUAAGAAUUCUUGGAAAUAUCGCGAUUAUGUAACGAGAUGCGUGCAUUCGUACCGAUAUCAUUGCAAUUCGUAGCGUCGCGAUGCGACACGAGACGAGUUGCGUUUCUCUUCCGGUUUUACAUUGGUAGCCCUCACUUCCUGACGCUGUUAUUAUGAUGGUAUUUUGGCAUGAAAUUAAAUUAGUUCAUUCGCCUUCAUUAUUUGGAGAAAUUUGCGUUACUUCGCGCCGAUUUCCCUUAGAUGGUGAAAUUCUGUGGUCUUUCGCAUCCGGCACCGCUUUUUCCCGCGUCUGCAUUUCGACGCCUCCGAACCAACCAGAUUAUUCGCAAUGGGGGGACCACGUUUGCAGGAAAGGCACGGAAGUAACUGAAGCGUAAAUAUCCGACGUCCGCGACAGGAAGUCCGCGAGAAUCGCGCUUACGAUACAUCCGCAAGAUCGUGCCGUGUGGUUUCGUGUAACUGUUCAAGUGAGAGUGAUAUCAGGUGGGGCAACGCGAGGUACACCCAGGAACCGUUUUCUGUGCACCGUUCACUGAUUACGUCUCCGUUUAUAAGGCUGCUCAAGAAAGGAAAUUUUAGUCUUCGCGUGGCCGCAGUCUCAGAAGAAUUGGACACUCCGUGCACGGAACGCGAGGAAACAUGAACAAGCUCCGAGUGGGUGUCGAAAUUUGAGUGUAAAUAACGGUUCAGUGACACUCAUUUGUUCAAUCCGUGGUACAAACAUUUGCCUCGAACACGCGUCGAUCGAUUCGCUAAGUGAUCAUUUUCUUUCUCUCUCCAUCUUUUCUUUUCUUUUAAAAGUUCGAAGAUUUGCAGAAGUUUUCGCAGGAUACGCAGUCAUAUUUCGCGAAACACCGUCAUCUUAGUCUGUUUUCGCGUUAUUCACGAUUUGUGAAGAUUAAUUGCAUCUAAUCAACCGCUGUUUCCUUUUCUAGAUACUACUCCUGCUGGUUGUCAUGGCGGCGUUAACAUCAGCGAUCCCGCAUCCCGAUCAUGAUCACGAACACACGCACUUCAUCAUCCAUGUUCCAAAGCAUAUUCAUAAGCAUCAUCACACGCACGUGAAGAAGAUUUACAUACCAGUUAAAAAAGACGAUCAUGACGAUCAUCAUGGGCACGAGGAACACGACGGCUGGUAGAUUACAUCGUACAAUCACCUUGUGAUUAAAGAAGUUGUUAUAUAAUCAUGCCACUGGAUGAUGACGACCAGUUUGUUGUUAAUUCAUUGUUGUAAUUGUUAAUUCAUUGUUAAUUUUACAAAAUAAAUUAUAUUUAUAAACUGUAACUCUCCACAUUCCAACUUCUCUUUUCUCUUUUCUUGCAAUUCUUUUGCAAUCCAAUCUGUAUAUUCUAAAAAGUUGUAACAUUCUUUCGAAAAGUGAAAAACCGAAGGAAAUAUAUAUGUAUAUAUAUUCGCACAAGUUAUUUUUUUAAUAAACGUUUAUUGUAUAAAAAUAUAAUGACAGUUUAACGUGAUGAAAAAGUAUGUACAAGUAUCUUCAUUCUGACUACACGCGUGCAUACAGAGUAUUUGGUUCUUAUGCUAGAAUGCCGUAAGUACAUGAUGCGGCUCGAGUGAUUUUGUACUGAUUGAUUUCAUCCUCUCCUAUUCGACGAGAAACCUCUUAUCAUCGGAUCCGCAACAGAGAAUGGAUUUUAUCAACUGUUACUCGGAAUCUUAUUAUACGAUAACCU